AUGGCACGUCAAAGAGGUCAUUCAACUGCGUCUUCGACCUCCACCGUGCCGGAACGAAACCAGGAGCUGGAGAGCAUGUAUGAUUAUCUGGCCAAGGUUAUUCUUCUUGGUCCAAGUGGUGCCGGAAAGUCCUGUGUGCUCCACCGAUUUGUCAAGAACGAAUGGAGAGUGCUAUCAUCGCAAACGAUCGGAGUUGAGUUCUCCUCUAGAAUUGUCAAACUAGGCACCGGGCCACGACGAACGAGGAUCAAACUGCAACUUUGGGACACUGCUGGGACGGAGAGGUUUCGAUCUGUAUCAAGAUCCUACUACAGGGGAGCUGCGGGGGCAAUUCUUAUUUAUGAUGUCGCAUCCCAGGCCUCGUUUUCCUCCCUUCCGACCUUUUUAAUGGAUGCGCGAGCUCUCGCGACUCCGAAUCUCACUGUUCUCCUCGCUGGGAAUAAGGCUGAUCUUACAAAUGAGUCAGUUCCCAGCGGUGACUACCAUGAAGAUGGAAUACGCCCCCCAAUGACCCCGUCCAGCACGUCUAGCCGACAGUCAUCGUUUCCGUAUGAUUCUGUGGCUGGUUCCUUUCGUUCGAGCAAUAUGGGGGCGGGUACCAGGAUGACUGCUACGAAUGACUCAUAUGGUCGCGAAGUCGGUGUUGAAGAGGCUUCCCACUGGGCUGCUAAGUCUAAUAUUCCGGCUGUCGUUGAGGUCUCUGCUCUCACGGGAGACGGCGUAGAGGAGCUCUUUCAACGACUUGCGCGCAUCAUACUCACGAAGAUUGAGCUCGGGGACAUCGACCCCGAUGACCCGCAAAGUGGUAUUCAAUAUGGAGAUGGCGGCGUUUAUGGCCAUGGCACGAGUGAUGCUUCAAGCAUAAGAAGCCAGAUGACACUUGAUGACAGUGCUGUCCAACUCCACCGGAGAAAUACAAGGCGACGAGGCGGUGGAGGUAACUGGAGGACAGGCAUGGGCGAGUGGGAAGACGUUUUCCGACUGAGCGGAUCACCUAAUAGGAAGCGAUCAGGAUGUUGUUGA
This is a messenger RNA of Aspergillus puulaauensis, 1023 nucleotides long. RefSeq names its product putative Ras family GTPase (Rab4b). Gene Ontology annotation, cellular component: endosome. NCBI's taxonomy places the organism in Eukaryota, Fungi, Ascomycota, Eurotiomycetes, Eurotiales, Aspergillaceae. The transcript is spliced from 4 exons. Gene Ontology annotation, biological process: regulation of endocytosis. Bases 1 to 1023 code for a protein of 340 amino acids. The record is from RefSeq and is a predicted model, not a curated record. Gene Ontology annotation, molecular function: GTPase activity; GTP binding.